Sitodiplosis mosellana (orange wheat blossom midge) is the source of this 888-nucleotide messenger RNA. RefSeq names its product ornithine lipid N-methyltransferase-like. Lineage: Eukaryota; Metazoa; Arthropoda; Insecta; Diptera; Cecidomyiidae. The transcript is spliced from 2 exons. The record is from RefSeq and is a predicted model, not a curated record. Bases 93 to 785 code for a protein of 230 amino acids.
AAGUACGCGCGAAACAUAUUUCGAUUAAGAACUCUGUGUGAAUUAUUUUAGCUGAAAACUGAAGAGUGCUUAUAAAAUAUUUCAAGUGAAAAAUGGCUUUGGAAGUGAUGUCGAAAUUCGCGUUUUACGCUUUUCACGUUAUCAAAGGACUGUUCGAGAUUGCCGUGGGAACAGAAGAGUUCAUUUACGAUGACAAAGGCAACGUAAUCGCGAAAUUACCAUCCAAACGCAAGCAAGUUUUGGUAUUCGCAAAGAAUUUUCUCAAAGAACCGGUAAUGUUGGGCGCGAUCUUUCCUAGUUCACAAUUCGUGGUGCAGAAAGUAUUGGCUCCAAUUGAUUUUGAGAAUGCAAAAGUGAUCGUCGAAUACGGAGCUGGUGUCGGUAAUAUAUCUAUUGAAAUUCUGCGAAGAAUGCGCAAAGAUGCAAAGCUCUUGGUGUUCGAGAUAAAUGAGGAUUUGAUCGCUUUCUUGAAAAAUGAGUAUCACGACGAGCGUCUUAUUGCCUCCGGUCGUUCGGCUGCCGAUGUCGAAGAGGUGCUACGUGAACACAAUUUGGGCCAACCCGAUUAUGUAUGCUCGAGCAUUCCGUUCUCUACGAUGCCACCAAAGGUUGCCGACGAAAUCGCCAAAGCCACCAAAUCCAUUUUGAAACCCGGCGGAAAGUUUUUGGUGUAUCAAUACAGAAGCAAAAUCUUGGACUUUUUGAAACCAUACUUCAAACACAUCGAUCGCAGCUAUGAAAUUGUCAAUGUACCACCAGUUAGACUCUUUUUUGCUUAUAAUUGAGCUUGAAAUCGUUUAGAUAUUAGAAUCAAUUAAUAAGGUUUAUUAAAAAAAUAUUUUGUACAUAAUUGCUAAGUUAUUUGAAUAAAAAUGCCACUUUUCCACA